AGUUUUUUCAAUUUCAAACAGUCAACACAAACAUGGAGACCGAAACAACAGACAAGAGCGCAGAAAUAUCAAGCACCGCAGAGAAAAGUGUCGGUUUUUCUCAGGUAAAAGCCGUUGCGACAGCGUGGAUGUUGGACUUCUCGUUUGUGUGUCUUUGCAGGCACUUCAAGGACGGCGAACUUGAUGAAUUCAACCAAAUACUGUCCGCUUUCCGAGCCAUCGCUGAGAGUGUGUCUCUCAGAGCUCAUCACGUCCAGAAAAGAAACAUAUGUGCCUUCCUCGCAAGAGUCUUGCAUGGCAAACAUCUGGAUAUGCAGUAUGAGGAAGAUGACCAUGUGAUGCCCCUGAUGUCUGCAGCCAAUAUAUGGCCAGCCCUGAGAGACACUGUCGCAGAUGAAAGUUUAUUUAAUAACAUCGCCAAUCUUUUGCUUAUCCAGUCGGUGGCCGUGUGCUUGGAAAAAGGCCAAAGAUCCAUGGCCUCCUCUGCCCUCAAGUGGUUUGAGGAGAAACAUGACUUCCCUGAGAACAUAAGGGUCAAGCUGUCAACAGUAGUGACGCAAAGAGACACGUACCACCCGUUCCUCCUGAGCUUCAGCUUCAGCCGCCUGCUGGAGACCGUCCAGUCAUUCCUGGACGCCUACCUGGAGAAGAACCCCUCUGACUACCUCCUCCAGGCAGCCACUGAGGCGGCCAAGUCAUCCGAGCACAGGGAGGCCACAGAUCACCUGGAGCCACGGGACGAGACUCUCUCCGAAACUUUGAACAGAACGGCAGAGAAGAGCAGAAACAGGAAUAGGAGGGAAACUGCACAGUUGAGGGCCAAAAAGAAGCUGCUGUCAACGAAAAUUACUGAUGUGUGGAAACCCGAAUCCUGCAAGAAGCCUGUUGUUGUUCUUAAACGGACUAAUGGGAUUGAAAUAUUUCGUGAGACAACUCAACCAGAGUCAUCUAAGAAGUCAGUGAACGCCUCCAGAAUCAGCAAACCAAGAAAGAAAUGGACGUACAAGCUGGACAAGAACCUAAAGGAUGGCGUGAAACGUCACGGCACGGGGAAGUGGUCGCUCAUCUUACAGGAAUAUGACUUUGAAGGACGCACAGGCACCAUGCUGAAAGACCGCUGGAGAGUCCUCGUGAGGGCACAAAAAGUCAGCUGAGGAGGGAGCGAACCCUUUAACUUAUAUGCUACAACAACAUUCCUGUAAAUAAUAAAUAUAUUUUUUAAUAAGCUUUACUGCAUUAUUCAUUAGAUUAUUUUUAACCAGUAGCCAAAAUUGCACUAUAAUUUUUUAUGAUUUGUUGAAUGUGUUCCCCCAUAAUGCUUUGGAUGCUGUCAUUGGAAAUGAAGUACCACCAGAGGGCGCUCAACACAGAGCAGUGGAGGUGGACAAUUUGUUCACUUCUAUACUCAGGAACACAGUUUCUUAUGUGUUUUGUUUUCCCAAAACAAAACAAAAAAAGUAAAAUAUUUUUUAGAUGUAAUGUUUUUUAAGUUAAUACUUUUUUGUAGCAAUUUCAUUUUGAAGAAGAGUGGAAUACAAAAGCAGCAUGUUUACAAUAAAGUUAUGCCAAAACAAG
Myripristis murdjan (pinecone soldierfish) is the source of this 1575-nucleotide messenger RNA. RefSeq names its product telomeric repeat binding factor (NIMA-interacting) 1 (gene terf1). Gene Ontology annotation, biological process: negative regulation of telomeric D-loop disassembly; telomere maintenance via telomerase; negative regulation of DNA replication. The transcript is spliced from 10 exons. Gene Ontology annotation, cellular component: chromosome, telomeric region; nuclear telomere cap complex; nucleus. The record is from RefSeq and is a predicted model, not a curated record. NCBI's taxonomy places the organism in Eukaryota, Metazoa, Chordata, Actinopteri, Holocentriformes, Holocentridae. The coding region runs from base 33 to 1154 and encodes 373 amino acids. Gene Ontology annotation, molecular function: DNA binding, bending; microtubule binding; telomerase activity.